UCGUCCAUAUUCACACCUACUACACAUCCCAACAAUUCCCGCUCUGUCAUUAAGAGGCCUGUGUUGCGUCUCACGUUUCAACGUGUUCUGUUCUUUUUCGUUGUCGUCACGACCUCGCAAAACGCGAAACGUCGUUGUUGUAGAAGAGAAAGGUGAGUAUUAUUGUGCAACAUGAAGAGCGAGAAGGGGCAAAUGUUGCAUGAUCUGAUUGAGAAUGCGGGAGGCUGCGCUGUUACCGAUGGAGGAUUCGCCACGCAGCUGGAAAAGCACGGAGCAUUUAUCAACGAUGCUCUUUGGAGUGCCAUCUAUUUGAUCAAGGACCCACAGCUAAUCAAGCAGGUUCACGUAGAAUACUUGGAGGCUGGUGCGGAUAUAUUGGUUACUUCAUCGUACCAGGCUACACUACCUGGAUUUUCGUCCAAGGGGCUAUCCAUUGAAGAAGGGGAAUCACUACUAGAGAGGAGUGUCAAAUUGGCAGUUGAAGCCCGUGAUAAUUUCUGGAAUUCAGUCAAAAGAAAUUCUGGGAAUAGAUAUAGAAGAGCUUUGGUUGCAGCCUCCAUUGGAAGCUAUGGAGCUUACCUUGCUGAUGGCUCAGAAUACAGUGGUUGCUAUGGACCAGAUGUUAAUUUAAAGGAGUUGAAGGAUUUUCAUCGCCGCAGAUUGCAAGUUCUCAUUGAAGCUGGUCCAGAUUUGCUUGCUUUUGAGACCAUUCCAAACAAACUUGAAGCUCAGGCUUGUGUCGAAUUGCUCGAAGAAGAGAGUGUCAAAAUCCCAUCUUGGAUAUGUUUUACCACAGUAGAUGGUGAAAAUGCUCCCUCAGGAGAAAGUUUUAAAGACUGCCUUGAAUCGAUAAACAAGAGUAACAAAGUAGAAGCAGUUGGUAUAAACUGUGCACCUCCUUAUUUCAUAGAAAGCCUCAUCUGCAAAUUUAAGCAGUUGACGAAUAAGGCCAUCAUUGUUUAUCCCAAUAGUGGGGAAGUGUGGGAUGGCAAAGCCAAGAAAUGGCUACCAUCAAAGUGUUUUCACGACGAUGAUUUUGGAUUUAAUGCAAGAAGGUGGCGUGAUUUGGGGGCUAAAAUCAUAGGAGGCUGUUGCCGGACUACACCUUCCACUAUUCAAAUUAUUUCAAAUGCUUUAAGAGCAAAAUCUUGACUGUGCUCAUAGAUGUAACUGCUGACAAAUUGCGAUAUCUUAUCAAGGCAUUUUGUAGUGUGUUGUCUAAAUUUUAAUUGUUUGAAGCUUUUUCAUUAAAGUAUCUCAUUUUAUAUCCAUGAGAACUGAAAGAGAUGUUAAAGAAUUUGGCAUAAGCUUGAUUAAUUUCAUAGAUAAAUUAACCAAGUU
Cajanus cajan (pigeon pea) is the source of this 1341-nucleotide messenger RNA. RefSeq names its product Homocysteine S-methyltransferase family protein (gene HMT-1). The record is from RefSeq and is a predicted model, not a curated record. Gene Ontology annotation, molecular function: S-adenosylmethionine-homocysteine S-methyltransferase activity; zinc ion binding. Gene Ontology annotation, biological process: S-methylmethionine cycle. Lineage: Eukaryota; Viridiplantae; Streptophyta; Magnoliopsida; Fabales; Fabaceae.